CGCGACCACCACCACCGCCGCCGACACCACCGACGACGACGACGCCACCUCCUCCCCCUCCAUGGCCGCCGCUUACCCGGCUGCCGCCGCCGCCGCCGUCGUCGCUGCUGCUGCCGCUGCCGCUGCUGCAUUGUGGGAAGCGGCCGCCUGAGCCGGACCCACCUCACUCGCCGCCGCCGCCGCCCAGACCGACUCCUGCAUCAGCCGCCGCCGCCGCCAUCGCCAUGGGGGCCGUCACCGACGAUGAAGUUAUUCGCAAGCGACUUUUGAUUGACGGAGAUGGUGCAGGUGAUGACAGACGAAUUAAUUUGCUGGUGAAGAGUUUCAUCAAAUGGUGCAAUUCUGGAUCGCAAGAAGAAGGGUAUACCCAAUAUCAGCGCAUGCUGAGCACUCUGUCACAAUGUGAAUUUUCAAUGGGAAAAACGUUACUUGUAUAUGAUAUGAACCUCAGAGAAAUGGAGAACUAUGAAAAAAUCUACAAAGAUAUAGAAAAUAGCAUAGCCGCAGCACAUGAAAAAAUUGCAGAGUGCAAAAAGCAGAUUCUUCAAGCAAAAAGAAUACGAAAAAAUCGCCAAGAAUAUGAUGCUUUAGCUAAAGUAAUACAGCACCACCCAGAUAGGCAUGAAACACUGAAGCAAUUGGAAGCUCUGGGAAAAGAACUUCAACAUCUUUCCCAUAUAAAAGAAAACGUUGAAGACAAACUGGAAUUGAGACGAAAGCAAUUUCAUGUUCUUCUGAGCACCAUCCAUGAACUUCAACAAACACUGGAAAAUGAUGAGAAAGCAGAAGAAUCCUCUGACACGCCAAUGGAAGCAGAAGAUAAACAAUAGAUAGGCCCUAGGAGACUCUUUGAAACUGCUUAGAAGACUGGAGUAUCUUGUCUCCCAAAGACUCACAGUGUUGCAGCUCUGCACUUCUCAGAGCCAACAGUUGUAUGGAUUUUUCACUGAUGUUAUCCAAGAGAUUAUCCACCUAGUAAGAAAAAUGUGAAGUACAACAAAAUAAAAUAAGUGUAUUGGAGUUAAAAGAAAGAUAAAAGGUUUCAGGCGCUGAAGAAGGUUGUUCUGGAUGGUGGUUUUUUAAACAUAGUAGAAAAAUGUAGAAACAGUGGAGA
This is a messenger RNA of Elgaria multicarinata webbii, 1114 nucleotides long. It is a transcript of the gene THOC7, whose product is annotated as THO complex subunit 7. The transcript has 9 exons. NCBI's taxonomy places the organism in Eukaryota, Metazoa, Chordata, Lepidosauria, Squamata, Anguidae. Gene Ontology annotation, cellular component: THO complex part of transcription export complex. The record is from RefSeq and is a predicted model, not a curated record. Gene Ontology annotation, biological process: mRNA processing; mRNA export from nucleus. The coding region runs from base 225 to 830 and encodes 201 amino acids.